AUGGCCAAGCGCAUCGAGGCGGAAAUCAAAAACAUCAUCGGGGACAUUUACGUGUCGACAAUCCUAAUCAGCAGCAGCCGGAUUGCCAAGCGAGAAGUCGCCCUCUUCCUAGGAAUUAGCAUAAACGAUCUGUUUCAGCCAUUCGGAUGCUCCAACCACCUGCUGAAUGACAAAAAUGAAGAAGUGGACCUAACCCUAAGUGGAGCUGUAAGCAUAAGUUACCUGAGCAAAAAUAAUGUCAUAUGCCAGAAGACAAUUGAGUACCAGAAAAUUAAGCUGCGAUUUGUUAGCCUUGAAGAAUACAUAGAUGUGAAAUUGGAUUAUUUGGAUAGACUCUUAAUUGACACCAUUUCUCAUAAUGAGCCGGAUUACAGCGACAUAUACAAUGAAAGAAACUUAAGUGCCUAUUUUGAGAAGAAUAAUCAGGACAAUACCGAGCAGAGUGACGACUAUUUUAACUACUUAUGUGCCAACUCAAAUGCGUUAGCAGCUGAUGUGAAGAAAGAAGUUUUGAGGAAGCCCACGGGGGGGGGCUUCCCCUCGAACAGUGUGUACAGCGAAAGGGUGGGAGAACCAAAUAGAGGAGGAACCCCCAUGUCUUCCCCCCCCACGGGAUAUGCUACGUCUGCUCCGUCUCCACUUCCACACUGCACAGAGAGAAAAGAAUCCCUAUCCAAUGUGCACAAAUAUAACGCCUUCUUCCUUCCGUGGUUUAGGACCUACUUUAAGACGGCCUGGAAGUACACUCACAUGUUUAGCGACAGCUCGUGUACCCCCCUAGGCCUCAUCUAUAUCUGCAGCACCAGUGACGAAAACGUAAUCGAUACAUACAAAAGCAUGAUGCAGAAGGAUCUAAAAAAGGAAAACGUCAACAUACAUCUACACAUUCCCAAGUGCAUAAUUCUCCUUCACAUCUCCAGCAACCACGAUGACGACAUAGAAACUGAUGUUCAGAAGCUGUUUGUAAAAAUUCAAUCCACCUUCCUCAACUUCAAGUGCCAUUUGCUUAUUAUUAAGGCGCAUCGAUUUUUGGAUAACUGCAUCGGAGUAGGGGUCAAAUUUGUGCGCGAGGUGGACACGGAUAAGGGGGAUCACUUAGAAGACGGUGUUGAGUCCCUCUCUAGUUUGAGACGCCCUUCUGAUGAUGAGCUGACCAAAGGAGGAAUAACCCAGGUGGGUAACCCCAACGAAGAGAAAACUCCCCCCUUAGAUGGGCCGAACAGACAAAGCGUUCACCAACACGGAGAGGCUAAAGCGAAUGGCACCCCCACCCAGCAGCUCUACUCCAAGGAAAGCGUCCUGGGGGACGAACGCUUAUUGUCCUACACGGAAAUUAACUCACUAAGGAGGAACAAAAACAAGUUCUCUGCACAAAAGAAUAACCUCCAACGUCUGCGAUUAAACAGCAUACAGGAGCUCUACGCCGACAACUUGGGUAGCCAUUUUAGUGACUCCACUCAGGAUGGAAUAAAAGCAGCCACAAGCAGCAUCGAAAUUGAGGAAAUGAAAAAAGUGAAAAGAAGCUUUUCCAAUCAAAUGAGUUCCGUUUAUGAUUACAUUUUGUCGGACGAAACUAUAUACAUCAGUAAGAAGGACCCCUUACAUUUGGACGAAUCCUAUUUCUGCUGCUGCCUCGAUCACGUGGACAUUGUCUCUCUAAAAAUGUUUUUUCAUAAUUUUGUGCAGAUUUGUGUGAUUCCCUACAUCAGUACUAUUACCUACGACAUCAACCACCUCAUUUUGAGGAAUCGAAAAACCUUGCGAAAUCAGUUGAAAUUCAUGUGGAAGAGAACAAAGUGGAAUUUCAGUUCAACCGAUGCUGCUUUGUUGGUGGCAGAACAGACAGGCAGUGCUUUUCUCAAUGUCGCGCAGAAUGUACUGGCAUCGAGCAGUGACGCGACAGGUGGAAGGGACGGGAUAGAUGGAAGUAACGCUCUCCCUGGUAACUACACACAGGAGGAAGAGAAAGAUGUCCUUCGAGGGGAUCAACAGAAAAGCAUUCCAAGCGAGUCUGCCUCGGUGCAAAGGAGCACAAGUGGGGAUUUGGCGCAGAUGGGGGAGGGCCCCGACGUGCUCGCCGCGAGUGGAGCGAAUGACGCGCCCAACACGGUUGACACAGCUAACAUGGGUCAUGCCGCCAACAUGGGUAACGCCGCUAACACGGGUAACCAGGCCAACACAGUUGAGGCGAAGAACUACGACAAGGAGCCCCUGGAGCAGCUGUACAAAACGCUAAGCGACGUGUACUUCAUCCUGGGAGAGUACGAACUGGCCUACGGCACUCUAAAAAUCUGCAUCAACGAAUUUAAGCAUGACAAGUCAUAUUUCUACUUAGGCAAUAUUUACAAACUUACGAGCCUUUCCAUUUUCAACAUGGAGAGUCAAGUGAAUAAGAAGGAUUCUCUGUACUACCUGGACCUUAGUUACCAGAUGUUUUCAAAGUGCCAGCACCUCAACUACAUGUUUAUAUGCUCCAUAUUAAAUUACUACUUAUCUCUGAUCCAUGAUGAGAAGAACGAAGCAUCGGUGAACAUUUUGAUAAACGCCAAUGUGGAUUUUACCUACCUGGACGAGAAGCUCAUUGAGGAGAGCAGACCCGUGGGGGAGGGGAGGAGACCCUCCAAGCUGUCUUUCCAAAUUAACAACAUAAGGUCUGGACUCCUCCUAGAACAAAUAACUUACACAAAUGAGCAAGCCAGCAAUUCAGUUCAUAGGAGUGAAGGUCCUGAUGUGGAGGAGGGCGCUAAACGGGGCAUCACUACCAUGGGAGAGCACCACCUGAACGGGCAAGGUGAACACGCACAGAAGAUUCUAAGUGAAGGUAAUAUAACAUCCGGGGAGGAUCAACCGCUUCACCCCCCGUUUGGACAAAGUUAUAAUGGGCACCACGACGAAGGAAACGAAAACAAAAGGGAGGACCCCCACCAGCGAAGAGAAACCAUCGACACGUUGACCAGCUCAGAUGAUUAUGAGGAGGAGGAGAGUCACCAAAGUGGGAAGCGAGGCAGCCGCAGUGUAGAAAAUGCCCUCCUCCAAGACGAUCCAGAUGAGCAAAUUGUGCAGAAAAAAAACGAUUACAAGUGUAGGAAAUACCUAUUCGAAAUGACCCUCGCAGGACACACAUUCAACAAAUGUGGAUUCAAGAAGUUGGCCCUCUUUUGCUACUCCAAGGUUCUAAAGAAAUAUGAAAAGAAAAAAAUGAAACACAUUUAUGAGCACUUGCAUUUUAUGAUGGCUCGGCAAGCAUUCAGUAUCAACUUGUACUACGAGGCGCUGAAUCACUAUAUCUGCAUUUUGAAUUCCAUCGCGAAGAGCUUCGAACAGUCCUACGUUCUAAACGGACACGUGGACAUUUACUGCGCAUCGCCAGACAAGGAGAUUAACUUCAUUAGGGAGUUCGCCUAUGUGUACAAAAUUUAUGUCGACCGAGUUUUGAGCAGAUUCUUCAGGCGGCUGCGGGAUCGGGGUGCCCAGCGAGGGACGCACGGGGGUAAGCAAAUGGAUACGAUGGGGGAUUCGGCGGGAGAACCAAACGAAGCUGUGUCCCAAGGAACGUCAUCCCAAGGAACUUCAUCCCACCGCGCUUCUUCCCCAAACAAGCCAAACCGAAUGCUGUACUUCCAGGAGGACAACGAGCAGAACAUAAUAAAACCCCUCAACCUCCGAAUCCCCCUCCUGCACAUAAGGGACGACGAAGGAUGCUUCCUAAACUCCGUCUAUGUCAGCAAAACGAACAUCUAUACGUACCAAAGAAGAAUCGAAACGAACUUCUUCAAUAUCAUCAAGGAUUGCCUCUUCAAAAUGAACAAGUACGACACGACACUUGAUGACCUGUUCACCAUCAUGGCGAAGGAAUUUAGAGAUUUAUCGCCAUCCAAUCUCCACGAGCUGAAUUACCUCCACGUCACAUAUAAGAAGUUUAUAAAUUGUGUCUUCAACGAUUGCAUUGAGUGUUCUUCAGCUGAGUUUUCCAUUUCUGACGGUGCGGAAGGUCAGGGUGGGUCUUCCACUGAGGGUGCCUCUCCCACGGGGGCUACCUCUACCCAAGGGAACUCGGAUAAGAACAACUCCCCGUGCACUGCACGACACGCACCCAUCAAGUCGAUCAACAUGACUCCAUUCGUAACUUCAAGCAGUAAAGAAUGCUUCACCACGUACAUCCACGAAUUGAAGGCAAAAUUUACCAACUGCCUCCCCCUCAUGCAGUCUGUAAGGGGGAAGAAUAUAUAUCAGAGAUCCACAGCCAAGGAGGAAACUAUUGUGAACAACAAGUUUGUUCAGUACGCUUCCAAGGGGGAAUUCAUAUUUGUGACUUUUAAGUUGGUGAAUCCUCUGCACACCAAGGUGGAAUGCCAGGGCGCUCACAUCUGUGCGCACUACUAUAACGGAAGCAUGAAUAGCGACAUCGAGGUUGAGAAGAGGGUAAUAAUUUUAGAGGCCAGGGAAACCAGAGUCUUCACGCUAUUCCUGCGCCCGAAGAAAAGGGGUUUGCUCUUCAUUUCGGGAAUAACGUGGCACCUAUUCGGCCUCGUCAAGGUGCACCAAAACUUCUUCACAUACGGCAUGAAGAAGUUAAACAAAAAGUUCGACCGCAUACACACCAUCAAGUACGACGAAGUGUACAACUGCGAUGGCAAGGAAGAGAAGAAGCAAAGUGUAAAGAGGCUCAACAAGGAAAUUAACUCAUACACGUGGUCUAGCAACAUAGGAAUGCCAGAAGGGAACAGUGCAGACAAAAUGAAAUACUACGACGUAGACAACAGACUUCUCUUCUACGUCUACGACAACACAUAUCAUUUCUCCUUCCAAUUUGAAAACAUCCGUUCGGGGGAGAAAAGAAACGUCAGCAACUACGAAGUCGAUUUUGUUGAGCUUCUCGAAGGUGAAGAGUUCGAGAUGGUCCUAAAAGCCGUUAACCACUCAGUCAUGCCAGUGAACUACCUAACUUUUUGCAUAACCCCAUCUAGCCUUUUUAACUGCUAUAAGGUAGUACAUAACGAAGAAGAGUACCUACUUGGGGAACCUCCAAAUGUGCAUCUUAUGUCGCACCAUGAGAAGGAAAAGAAGGAAGACACUUGUAGAGGGGGGUUCCCCCACGAGAAGAAUGCUCAGCCUGAGGAGGGGGAAAAAAUUCACCAAAAUGAACCUAACUCAAGGAGGAAACUCCUCUCCAUAGUUUCCGACCUCUAUUGUGAAGAGGCACUACGUGAAGACACCAAUGUAUUUAGGCAAAAAUUUAAAAACAAACAAAUUCAGCACAUAAAGAUCAGUGGAGAUAUCUCCCCAAAUGACGUUUUCUACCUGCACGUUCAGGUAAAAUCGAACUGUACGGGGAUGCACAAAUGUAUGAUAACAGCUUUGUGCAAAGAGAAAAAUGAAGAAAUCAAAGUGGCAGAUGACACGAACAUGAAGAAGAAAAAAGAGAGUUGCCUAAGUUAUCCAGAAAUGUUUGUCGACAAGAAGGAAAAAUGUUUUUUAUUUCUAAGACUGCUGCAUGUCGUUCCGUUGGUCAAGCUAAGUACAUACCUCCUUAACCCCUGCCAUGGUCCAAAUUCCUUCAUUUAUUUCUUCAUUCACAACUUGUGCAGGAGUGAUAUUUACAUGGACAACAUACUUUUGGAGCGUGAGAAAGGGGCGCGUUCUCUCGCCGGGGAAAAGGGCCCCGCAAAAAAAAGUGCAGGCGUCUACACCAGUGAAAAGGGUCCCCUUCAAACAAGUGCAGAUGUGCGAGCCAGUCCAAGCUUCACCAAAUUGAUUACCGUGCACGCGUCCGAUUUUGUGUACCUGAGGAAAGGAGAAAAAUCCACCGUGCUUCUCUGCGCCAGGGAGUCCCCUCCAAACCUAGCAGUGAACGUGUCUCGAAACUCCCCGCAGAAUGCAGCCCCUAUCGCUGUCCACAUGAACUGGGUCGUGAAGGAUGGAAAACACAGCCGAAAGGGAUCCAUGAAAAAGGCAGUCCACUUCUCCACCGAUAUAGUAACCCUCUCAGUGGACCAAACCAACAGAGACAUUUACCUGAAUAAACAAAAGGAACAAAUUUUCCAAAUAACAAUCAACAUUCAGAACAACUCAGGAGAAGACCUUACCAAUUUUUAUGUGCAAGCUGAAGAGGUGGACUCCAUGAAAUCGGGCCUCUCCAUGGACUGUUACGGCGAUGAAGAAGGACACGAGUUGGAAGUUCCCAUGGUGGAAGACCCCAUGUUGGACGUCCCUAUGGUGGAAGAUUCCUUAUUGGACGCUCCCAUCAUGUGUGUCGAUCGGGGGGAGGAACUCCCAGGACAGACCGAAUACGCACACAAGAAUGAUCUGUCGGAGGAGGUCGAGAAGAAACUCCCCUCCGUAAGUUGUAUCAACGCGAACGCCGCUGCCGGGGGGGAUAUGGGCAUACCCAUCUGCGCAAAUGAGGGGGGGCCAUUCCAAAUCGAUCAGGUGGUGGAAUACAACAACCUAUCCGCUGGGAUCUUCCCCCAAGGUAGCAUGGACGAAGCAAAAGGACAGGCCGUCGCCCCCCAUUUCUCCUAUCAGUCCACCCUUAACGACGAAAUAAGUAUUUUACAGAACAGCGUCACGGGGAAAAUCAACUUGUCCAAUUACAACCCCAUAAGCGCAAGCUACCGAUGGGAUGGUAACUUUGAGGUAAGCAUGUCGACGCGGUUACUUGGAACCGGCUGUCUCCCCGAUGAGGUGCAUGGGGAGAGCGAACCUGUCAGCGAAGGGGGUGGCGAAGGGGCUGACAAUAGGCACGACGUGAAGCAGGUUGAGAAGCACAUCGGAAAGCACAUCGACAAGCAGGACGUGAUAUUCGAGGCAGCCAAUUCAAUGGAAAAAAGAAACCUCCGCACGGAUAAAAUGACCAGGAGGUUCCACCAAACCGUAAGGGACAACACAUAUGUGCACAACAACGACUGCACAGACGCCCACCAAUGCACCCCACUGGGCAGCAACCUCCCACUAGGAAAUGUCCCGAAGAAGGAAGCCACAGGAAGAAGGGCCCUUUCAUUAAGCGGCUUCCUAUUCAUGGGAAUUGUCCAACGGUAUGUAAAAAGAUUGAAAAAGGGACAAAGCAAAAAGGUAUAUUUUAAUGUGCUCUUCACUCGGGAAGGAAUCUACAACAUAAAUAAAUUUCACGUCAUUUUCGACAUGAACAAUGAGACCUUCAUGGUGCAGCCGCUUAAGCAAUUAAUUGUGCAGGUGCAUCGGUGA
Messenger RNA from Plasmodium inui San Antonio 1, 7203 nucleotides. RefSeq lists its product as hypothetical. The transcript is spliced from 3 exons. Gene Ontology annotation, cellular component: cytoplasmic vesicle; phagophore assembly site; TRAPPIII protein complex. The record is from RefSeq and is a predicted model, not a curated record. The coding region runs from base 1 to 7203 and encodes 2400 amino acids. Gene Ontology annotation, biological process: protein localization to phagophore assembly site; endoplasmic reticulum to Golgi vesicle-mediated transport. NCBI's taxonomy places the organism in Eukaryota, Apicomplexa, Aconoidasida, Haemosporida, Plasmodiidae.